Trichomonas vaginalis G3 is the source of this 513-nucleotide messenger RNA. RefSeq lists its product as uncharacterized. Lineage: Eukaryota; Parabasalia; Trichomonadida; Trichomonadidae. The transcript has a single exon. Bases 1 to 513 code for a protein of 170 amino acids. The record is from RefSeq and is a predicted model, not a curated record.
AUGCUUCCAAAGCGUCAACCAAGACCUAAGAAAGGAUCAACAACCGAAACAACGGCAACAAAUACAAAUACAAGUACCGGCGUUCAGAAUGAUAGUGAAAUAACUCCAGAUCUUCGAAUUGAUAACAAACAAAAUUCGCCAUCAAAAAUACAAGCACCAUCUUCACAAAAAACUUCAGCACCACGCAAUAAGACACCACAUAUCAGCGAUUUUGAACAAGUUUUACUGAAGAAUAUCGAAGAAGAAAGACAGAAUUUUAAUGAAAACCAACAGCAUACAGAUAGAGCUCAUACACCAUUAUCUCAGCGAAAGAUUCAGAAGAAAAAAGCAACAUAUGCUGAUUCAUCAACUGAUCCCGACACAACUACAACAGGAAGAACUACUAUAGCUCUAGAAACAGAAACCAAUGAUCUUUUAGAUCGCAAUAUUAAAAAGCUAGAACCAACAGCGUUUUCCUAUUUUGAUAGAUUAGCUUAUGUCGACUACUCUAAGCCUUUAGAGGAGCAGAAGUAA